Xenopus laevis (African clawed frog) is the source of this 1343-nucleotide messenger RNA. It is a transcript of the gene cldn7.L, whose product is annotated as claudin 7 L homeolog. Gene Ontology annotation, molecular function: structural molecule activity. The record is from RefSeq and is marked provisional. Lineage: Eukaryota; Metazoa; Chordata; Amphibia; Anura; Pipidae. Gene Ontology annotation, cellular component: plasma membrane; membrane; bicellular tight junction.
GAGCGAGAGGAGCGGAUCGGGCUGUUUUUUGGUGUCGCUGGUAGAAAGUGGUGGAUCGCUGAGCAGUUGGGCCCCUGUGUGUCGCUAGAGAUCCCCGAGCUUCUUGUCCAGGGGCCACACACUCGUUCUUGCCCCAGUCAUGGCCAACUCCGGGCUGCAGCUCCUCGGCUUCGUGCUGGCGAUGUUGGGUUGGAUCGCACUGAUCGCAGCGACUAUUAUGCCCCAGUGGAAGAUGUCCUCGUACGCCGGGGACCAGAUCAUCACCGCCGUGGCCAUUUAUCAGGGACUGUGGAUGAGUUGCGCCACUCAGAGCACCGGGCAAAUCCAGUGCAAAGUCUAUGACUCCAUAUUACAGCUGGACGCAUCUCUGCAGGCCACCCGGGCCCUCAUGGUGGUCUCCAUCAUCCUGGGCAUAUUUGGAAUUGCCGUAUCUACCAUGGGCAUGAAAUGCACAACCUGUGGGGGAGAUGAUAAGGUGAAAAAGUCUCGCAUUGCAAUGACUGGUGGAUUUGUCUUUCUCCUUGGGGGUCUUGCAGCUCUCAUUGCCUGCUCCUGGUAUGGCAAUCAGAUUAUUCGGGAUUUCUACAACCCUCUUCUGCCAAUCAAUACCAAGUAUGAGUUUGGUGCUGGUGUGUUCCUUGGCUGGGCCGGUUCCUUCCUGGUUCUUAUAGGAGGAGGCCUGUUGUCGUGCUCAUGUUCCCGCAAGAAUAACUACCAGAAGGGGUACCCCAAGUCUGGAGCGAAGUCUAAAGUUCCAUCUUCUGGAAGGGACUAUGUCUGAUCAUGCAAACCUUGUUACACACCUUAUUCAAGCAGCACACAUCCAGGUCACAGCCCUCCACUUGCAUCCCAGCAUUCAGCACUUAAUGGAGAAGAAGAACUCCGAUUGGACAGAGCUUGCUAUGUUGUACCCCACCCCGAGGUGGCCAUGUUUGGACCCUUCCUGUAUAAUGUGCCUGGCGGGGUGAAGUGGAGGGACACUGGGGUGCUGCGUCCAACUCCAUUUGUGUGACUGAAGAAUGAACUGACAUUUUUUGUGCUUGUUAAACCUCUUUAUUAUAAUAAUGCAGCUGAUUGGCUGUGCUGGGCAAAUAUGUGAUAUGGGGGGGGGGCUUUUAUCGUUAAUGAAGUUUGUAAAGGGCAUUAUUGCGGAAUUUUAACUCAAAUGCCCAAUUCCCCAGAUUAACAAAAAGCAAGUGUGCCUGACUCUGAGUCGGCUUGCUCAUCGGGUUGUAGGGUGCCCUAGAACCCCACUAUGUAUCUUGUCUAGAUUUAUACGCUUUGUAACUUGUAGCAGAUUUGUUUCGUUUUUGUAAAUAAAACACAAUUUUUUUUCAAUGGAA